AUCGAGCUGAUGUCUAUCUAACAUCGUUCGCUGCGAAACCAGACGACACGAAAUCCUCGGCGUCCACAACGACGCGUAACCGGUGUGCAUACGAUCUGCCACGUCAGUGCGAACCACCACCGACUCUCCCCAGGGGCUUAUGAUCUUUCCCUUAUAAACCUUGUCGUGGCGAACUCUUCAUUUUGUUCACCGAACCCCGCCUGGUGUCCAUAGUCCCAUCGAUACAUUUCCAUUCCACCGCCCGUCUACUCCUAUUCGUGUUGCCUCUUUAUAGUCAGCGCGAACAUACGUUUCGUUUAGGACGUGUCCAACAUGCUUCCUCAGUUGUUGCUCUGGACACUCACUUUGGCGCCCGCGUUUACGAACGCUGCGUUAUGGCCAAAGGAUACGCUUGUGAAGCCGAUCGAUGCGAAGGGGUUCAGGAAGGUCAUGAAAAAUAAUGAAACAAGUCUUGUCGCGUUCGUCGCGCCGUGGUGUGGCCACUGUCAACGGAUGGCUCCUGAGCUCAGUAAAGCUGCCCUCGGUCUGCAUCCACUCAUCCCAACCUACGCCGUCGACUGCGAUGCCCAAAAGAAUAAGGCUCUCUGUGCUGAACAGGGCGUGCAAGGUUUCCCAACUGUCAAGCUCUUCCCCCGCGGUAGCGAGAUGAAGCCAAUACUAUUCGAUGGAGCCCAGCGCACUGCUAGCUCCUUCUAUUACUUCGCCGAACGAAACAUCCCAGGGAACAACAAGAAACUCUACUAUCAACCUGACUUUGAGCCAUGGGCAAAGGAGAAUGUUGAUAUGCCCCGCGCACUCCUCUUGUCUAAACCAAAGGGCGUCCCCAUAUUGUGGCGAGUGUUAGCAAACAAGUAUAAGGACAAGAUCGUGUUCGCGAGUCACAAGGAUUGGUCGAGUAAGACGUCGAAGAAGAUGGGACUACCUGUUGGCGGGAAGAAGGACUCGAAGGUGCUAGUUUACCCCGUCGGUUCGAUCGAGCCUGUUCUCUUCGAAGGUAUCCUCAAAUACGAAUCUCUCGUCAAAUUCUUCGACUCCCUGAUCGACGGAACUGCCGACCUCGGUGCCGCCAACGCCGCCGCGCGCUCAGAACAGUUCGAACCUAGCCCCGAAGAACAAGAGAUCGAGAAAGCGCAAGAAGCACAAAAGAUCGCGCUCGCGCAUGGUGGCUUCUCCGACAUCAUCGACUUCGAGGAGGCGAUCAAGAAACACGGAACGGGGUUCCAUGAUACGCACGGGUUCGGGGGCAGCUUGGGCGAUAUGAGGGAUAUGCCUAUGAAGAAGGAUAAAUCAGAGAAGGAUGUGGACGAUUUGGAGAAGACUGCGACGGAUGAAGCGGUAGAGGAGGCGCUGAAGGGUGGGAAGGGGAAGGAGGACGACCCGAUUUUGAAGGUUUUGAAGGCGCAGAAGGAGAAGGAUGCGAAGAAGAGAGAGGCGAUGAAGGAGACGACGCCGAAGACGGGGGAUGCGGGUCAAAUCGUGUCGGAUGCGAAGACGGCGUAUGAGGAGGAGGUGCAGCCUGAGACGGCUACGGCCUCUGGCUCUGCAGCCAUUGAGACUGAAACUGAGUCGGCUGAGGCGACGACGCCCGCGGAUCUCGAGGAGGAGAAGGAGGAUGCUGAGAUUAGCGCGUCACCUGUGGCGCCUCCAGAGCCCACAGCAGCUACCGAGCCUCAGUCGAAGGACGAGCAUACACAUGUGAAGGGAGAGUUGUAGUUAGCUGGAGAAUGGGAAGUUUGUUCUAUAUAUUAUUAUUGUAGUCGCACGGGAAUACUUACGAGCAUGGGCACCUGUGGAAUUUCAGGGAUCUACGAGUCUUCUUUACUUUCGAUGUGUGUUUACCAGCCCUGCUUUGAAGAUACAUUUUUGCUCG
Molecule: messenger RNA, 1870 nt
Organism: Stereum hirsutum FP-91666 SS1
Lineage: Eukaryota; Fungi; Basidiomycota; Agaricomycetes; Russulales; Stereaceae
Exons: 6
Coding region: 313-1713 (466 amino acids)
Biological process (GO): response to endoplasmic reticulum stress
Cellular component (GO): endoplasmic reticulum lumen
Molecular function (GO): protein-disulfide reductase activity; protein disulfide isomerase activity
Source: RefSeq, a predicted model, not a curated record